AUGUCAAAGAAGAAAGUUCAAACGAGGCUAGCCAUUAAAGGUGAAAUAUCCAUUGAUGUUCCAACCGAUACCAUUUUUUCCAUACUUACUCGGCUUCCAGUUAAAUCUUUGUUACGUUUUAAAUCUGUUUCUAAACCAUGGAAUGCUAUAAUCUCCGACGAUAAAUUCACAAAAAUUCACCAUCAUCAAACCAAAGCGUUAGGCCGCAAUAAGCUAUUGGUACAAAGACCUAGUGGUUAUUUCAACUUUAGAGACCUCGAAAAUCCUCAAUUAAUUUUGAUGGAAAAACAAUUAUUUCCUCUAAAAAGAUUACAACAAUGUGCUGAAAUCAUGUGCUCAUGUGAUGGUUUGGUACUUGUUAAAGACCAUAAGUCCUAUAAUGAGUAUGUUUUGUGGAAUCCAUCUACCACAAAAUAUCGAAUUCUUGAAUUAUGUCCUUAUUUGAACCUGGACAACGAAUGCCCAAUUGCUUGUGGAUUGUGCUAUGAUUCUAAUCUUGACGACUACAAGGUUAUUGUGAUAUGUAAAUUUUUUUAUGGUGUGAAGGAUAUAUUUGUUUUGACUAGUUUAAAAGGUUGUCUUAGUUUAUAUGGUGGCACAUACUACAAUGAAGGAUUGGACAUAUGGAUUAUGGAACAAGAUGGUUGGAAAUUGUUAAUGAAAAUUUACAACUUGCCCAAAAUUUGCAUACUGUUUGUACGUAUUAUGAAGCUUUUGUGGUGCAGUGAAAAUGGUGAGAUUUUCUUCCAUGGACAGUCGAUGAAUCAACCUGUCAUCUAUUAUCCUAAACAGAAACAAUUUGUUACUGUUUCAUUACCUGAUAUGUCGAGAGAUUCCUAG
Molecule: messenger RNA, 840 nt
Organism: Nicotiana attenuata
Lineage: Eukaryota; Viridiplantae; Streptophyta; Magnoliopsida; Solanales; Solanaceae
Product: F-box protein CPR30-like
Exons: 1
Coding region: 1-840 (279 amino acids)
Molecular function (GO): protein binding
Source: RefSeq, a predicted model, not a curated record